Messenger RNA from Episyrphus balteatus (marmalade hoverfly), 7058 nucleotides. RefSeq names its product kinesin-like protein KIF21A (gene Klp31E). The record is from RefSeq and is a predicted model, not a curated record. Lineage: Eukaryota; Metazoa; Arthropoda; Insecta; Diptera; Syrphidae. The coding region runs from base 1630 to 6183 and encodes 1517 amino acids. Gene Ontology annotation, molecular function: microtubule motor activity; microtubule binding; ATP binding. Gene Ontology annotation, biological process: microtubule-based movement; mitotic spindle organization. The transcript is spliced from 18 exons.
AACAGUCAUGAACACUGCGCAGUCAGCUGUGCUCGGAAUCGGUUCGUUUUUUUACGGUUGCAGAAAGAAAGAAAUAAAAUAAUUUUCUUUUUUUUUUAAUUAUUCCAAUUGCAAAAAAAAAAAGAAAAAAACCAAAUACAAUUUUCUUCUAGUUUGAUGUGUAUGUGCGACUGGACAUUGAAUAUUCUAUUAUUCCCAUUCUAUCCCGUUGUUUUUUGUUCAUUGAUCGAGCUUUGUGUUGUUUCAUCGUCAUAUUAAAAGAAAAAAAGUAAAUUUAUCGUCAACCUGAUUUGUGAGCUAUAUACAUAUUUUCGUUUUUGCCCAUUUCGUGAUUAUUCCGGUCUGCUUGUGUUUUAUUUUAUUGCAAAAAAAUAAAAUAAAUAAAUGAAUCAAAUUUGCAACAAGCAAAGAGAAAAAAAGAAAUAAGAAGCCAACAAAAACAAAAAACAAAAAAAAAAAUCAAUCAAAAGUUCAUAUAAUUUGUUAUUUUACUGUUAUCUUUCGAGUAAAACAAAUAAAAUUUGUUAUAAAUCUUUUGAUAAUCUUUUCAUUUACAUUUUUUUUUGUUGGGUAUUAAUUAUUUCCAGACGAAUGAAGACGAAAAAGUGCGAGAAAUAGAGAAAAGAAAAUUCGAGUUUUUCUCAAUUUCGAAUUUCCUGACGUGAGAGAUAGAGUGAAUUGUAUUUUAUUUUUGUUGUAUGUAUUUUUCUUAACCUGUAAAUUGUGCAAAAGUACAAAAAUUAAUUAAUCCCUUGACAGAAUGGGGUUUGUGUGAAAUAGAAAAAAAAAAGUAAUAGAAUUUCUCUGCUCUUUGUUUUCCCCGCGGGAAAGAAAAAGAAAAAAGUGAUCCCAAUUUGAAAAUAAGACCAUCUUGUUUUUUUUUUUUUACAUAACAGUUGUUUUUGUUGGUAUUAUUACGUUAUUUUCUGUCAUCUGUCAUUAUUUUUUUUACAAGUGUCACACAUCAUUUGUCGAAUCGAUGCUGGUCGAAGAACGCCAUAUUUAUAGAGCAGCCGGUGGUAUUUUUUGUUUUGUUUUCUCUCCUUCCACCACACACAAAUAACAGUGUUAAAAUAUAAAAAUUGGAUUAUACAAACAGGUGACACAGCUCAUUAAAAAGGAAGACAAAAUUUGUGUUUGUUUGUUUUGUUGUUGUUUUACUCCUAUUCCUGUUGUUUUUUUUUUAACGUGUAAAAAUUUCUAAAAACGGCGUCCGAAACGGAAGAAGAUACUCCAUCACCCACGGAGGCGGAGGAGGAAGAGGAGGACGACGAGGAGUUUGGCGGCGACGGUGUUGAAGAAGUCGAAAACACCAAAGGUGAAGAAUUAGAUGCAUCAUCUUUAUCAUCCUCAUUCAACAACAAAAAAACAACAACUCGAAUACCAUUGUUAAAGAAUAUUACCGCCAUUGCUAAUGCAGCAGCAUCAGCUGAAGAUUCAGGCGGGAAGAGCAGCAGUCAAUCAGCAGAGGCCGCCUCCAUCAUCAACAACCAUAACAACAUCAUUCAAAUACCCUUGUCGCCAUCACUUUCGUCAGCUGGUUCAACGGGAACUGUUGGAUCAUCAUCACAGGGCUGCUGUCUAGCCGGUGGUUCAUCGUCGUCGACAGUUUCGAAUUUUGAAAAGAAGAUGUCUUCAGACGGCGGCGACGAUAAGGAUACAUCCGUGCGAGUUGCCGUUAGAAUUCGACCGCAAAUUCCACGUGAAGUAAUCGACUUAUGCCGAGUUUGUACAACAGUCACUCCAGGAGAACCCCAUGUUGUCUUGGGUACAGACAAAGCUUUUACAUUUGACUAUGUCUUUGACAUAAAUUCACAACAAGCUGAAGUAUAUGCAAAUUGUGUAGAAAAACUAGUAGAUGGCGCUCUUAAAGGUUACAAUGCCACAGUAUUGGCCUAUGGCCAAACUGGUUCUGGCAAAACAUUUACCAUGGGCACUGGGUUCGAUCGUGAUCUCAUCGAACAACAAUUGGGAAUCAUCCCACGAGCAGUGCGUCACAUAUUCGAUGGUAUCGAAAGUAUGCAAGCUGGAGCUGUCGACGAAGAUGGUGUUUCCUUGGGCGGAGUACAAUUUAGUGUAGCUGCCCAAUUUAUGGAGCUGUACAAUGAAGAUAUAAUUGAUUUACUCGAUCCCUAUAACAAAGGUCGUGUAUUUAAAAUCCACGAAGAUGGCACUGGUGGUAUAACAGUAGCUGGAGCCACUAUCAAGCCAAUCGGUGGGCCACAAGAUGCUUUGAAAUGUUUACAGCAAGGUGCCUUAGCUCGAACUACAGCUUCGACACAAAUGAAUGAACAAUCUUCACGAUCCCAUGCUCUCUUUACGAUUCUCAUUCGUCGACAGAGGGUAAUGUCGGCUGAGGAGUGUGGUUUACCCGAGGGUGAUUUGGAAACCUUGACGUCAAAAUUUCAUUUUGUAGAUUUGGCCGGUUCGGAGAGAUUAAAACGAACCGGAGCAACUGGUGAACGUGCUCGUGAGGGUAUUUCUAUAAAUUGUGGCCUUUUAGCGCUAGGUAAUGUCAUCUCAGCUCUUGGAGAUAAGUCCAAAAAAGCCUCUCAUGUACCCUAUAGGGAUUCAAAGCUUACUAGACUUCUUCAAGAUUCCCUAGGAGGAAACAGUCAAACUCUCAUGAUUGCUUGUGUAUCUCCAAGUGACAGAGAUUUCAUGGAAACCUUGAAUACACUAAAGUAUGCCAAUAGGGCAAGAAACAUCAAGAACAAAGUUCAACUCAAUCAAGAUCAAAGUUCCAGAACUAUUUCUCAACUUAGAAGAGAAAUCGCAGCUUUACAAUUGGAACUUGUUGAAUAUAAACAGGGUAAACGAAGCAUCGAUGCCGAAGGUAAUUCAGCAAUCUCAGAUACGUUCCAUGAGAAUGCAAUGCUCAUGGCUGACAAUAAACGUCUCCAACAACGACUGAAAGCUAUGCAGGAGACUAUCAAUGCCCUGACAGAAAAGAACACCGAAUUAAUGGUGGAGAAGGCAACUAAUGGUUGGACUAAGUCCGAUGGCGAUAAGUCAGUGACUGAUAUGGUAGCUGGUUAUUUGGGUGAAAUCGAAAAACUACAAGCAAAAUUGAUUGAAUCCCAAGAAAUGUAUCAGCAACUGAAGAAAUCCACUGCCCUAAGUCCAAGGAACAAUUCAAAACUUAAUUCAACUUUUGAUAACCCAGAGACUCUAAUCAAUGUGGCCAAACGUGAGCUGGAGAAAAACCGAGAAAUGCUCAUGUCCCGAUCGCUGCCAGGGUUCAAUGAAGACGCCCAUAAUUCAAAUGUUGAAAAUAUCAACGAUUCGGAUAGUGAUAGUGACACUGAAUCUGAUGAUAAAGCUGGAGAAAUCCAAGCCGAACUGAAUGACAUUAGUUCCGACAUUGAACUGAAGUCAAAGCUGAUUGAGCAACUAGAAUUAUCCCAACAGAGAAUGCAACUUAUGCGGCAACACUAUGAAGAGAAGCUAAAUGUCCUUAACAAUAGAAUUCAGAACACACAAAAGGAACGAGAUCAAGUUUUGGCCAAUAUGGGUUCGAAUCAAUCCUCUCCUUCGAGUGAUAAAGUGAAGAAAGUUCGUGAUGAAUAUGAACGUAAAAUCAACGACAUGCAGCGAGAGUUGAAGAAGCUCCAAGCUGCCCAAAGAGAACACCUUCGUCAGCAGCGGGAGCUUCAAGCCCAGGAAGCUAAACUUAGAACUCUUCGAAAUGAACUUGCUGAACUGAAGAAUAUCAAGACCCGCUUGAUUCGUAAAAUGACCGAAGAGACAAAUCGCCACAAAGAAGAAGAAACUCGCAAAGCCCGCGAAAUCGCACAAUUGCGCAAAGAAUCGCGCAAACAACAAAACACAAUGAAAUCCCUGCAAGCACAAGUUCAAGCCAAAGAUCAAAUACUCAAGCGUAAAACUGAACAAGUUACAGCUUUGCGUCGCAGUCAAAAAGGCAUGCUGAGUCUCAAAGCCUCCGGCCGAGUGCCACCUAAAAAAGAUUCUUCAAUAUUUUCCGAGCGACAUGCUCGUCUAAAAUUAGAAAAAUUCCAUCGAAGUAUUAAUCGUGCCGCUCGCAACAAACAAGUUGUCGUACAGUUAGAAAAAGAACUCGAAAGACUCCUUCACGAACGUGAAACUCUUAGCAAAGACAUUGCAAAUGUUCGUAAUCGUCAACGGCAACAUAAAUCUGCCGAUUUGGCUAGUGAAGAAGAUUCACUUAAAGCAAAUUUGAAUUUUAUUCAAGAUAAUAUUACCCAUGUCCAACAGGCUAUUAUGGAAUUUGAAGAAGGUAAAGAUCCACCAAAUGAUUUGGCAUCACUUCAAAGUAUGAUUGAGAAUGUUAAGAGUGUGGAAGAGGCAAAGUAUUUGCUUAAAGAAUUAGCCAAUAAUGUUAUAGAUCAAACCUGCGAUACAGCUUUAACACAAGGUCGUUUGUUAGAGCAUGAGACUUUAUUGAAAGAAGUCCAACAAGAAAGUGGAAUACAACAACAACUUUUGCAACAUUUUCUCGCCCAAAAUCCGUCCGUACAAAUAACGGAUUUAUUUGAUACUUUGAAUUUAACUUCGGCCAAUAAUAUGAGUGGUUCGACAAAGUCAUUGAAUAGUAAUAGUACCUAUGACAUUCCAUUGGCUGAUUUUAGUAAUCCUAGUUUUUGGGAUGGUGUUAUACCAGGACCAAAUGGUGGUGGUGGUGCUGGACAAAAUAGAUCAUCUAGUCGAUCACCAUCACCAGCUCCAACUAUUGAUUUGACUGACAGGACAUCGAAGAUAAGAAGGCGAACAGCUCAACCACAGGAACUUCUCUUUGGUGAAAGUGAAGUUAGUCACAAUGGGGAUGAUCCGAUGACACAAUCAUUCACCCAACUAGAACCUGUUACACGCAGUUUUAUUCCAUUAGCUCGUGUUCCAAGUGCUCCAGGAUCAUUAAAACAAUCACUCAAUUCACCAUCGUUAACACGAAAGACUCUUGACAAUGGAGCGGCAGCUACAGCAAUUCCAGUUUCACCACGUGUUAGCCGAAGGACAUUUCCGACCAAAGGAUCACCAGGGUUAGAGGAAGAUGUAACACCGCCACCACAAUCGCCACCAGUUUACCGAAAGAUGAUAUCACGCGAGGAUAACAACGCAGGCGGUGAUGUUUUUGCUAGAUUGGGUGCUGGUACACAAGACCCAGCACCAGGAGGCAGUAUUCAAAAAGUAACCGGAAAGAUUCGCAUUGGAGCGCCACUUUAUUGUACCCACACCGUUUCCGGGCAUAAUAAUUCAGUUUUGUCGAUUAAAGUUGAUGAUGAUAUCCUUUAUACGGCUGCCGCAGAUAGGACUGUUAAAGUUUGGGAUUUAAAUCAAGAGACUGCUCAACAUUGUCUAUCAACUCAUCCCGGACCGGUGAUUGCUGUACAAAAUGACUAUCGUACCAGAUUGUUGUUUUCAGCUUCAGGGCCAUUUGUAAGGGUGUGGGAUUUGAGAACAAGCAAUUCGAGACCAAUUAAGACUUUAAGUUCUUCGGGACAAAUUUUACCUGGCAAUGCUAAUAUAACUGGCACUAUACCUGGCGAAUCUCCAAUUACUGCACUAUGUUUGGGUGCAUCGGGUAAUCUUUAUGUUGCAGCAUCGGAUAAAGUUCGAAUUUGGGAUCUUAAAAGUUUAAAUUGCCUUGGAAAACUAUCAGGUGGCCAUCAAGCUGCUGUUAUGUGUGUAACAGCUUGGGAGGGUCCAGGUGGAAGUACAGAUUUUGUUGCGACUGGUUCGAAAGAUCACUAUGUUAAAGUAUUCGAAGUUCCGACAGCAGGUGGUGUUGUCUAUCCCUUGCUGAAUCUCGAGCCACCACACUAUGAUGGUGUUCAGGCAUUGGCUGUUGCUCAAGAUGCUUUAGGAGCUGAUGCUGAAUUGUUUUCAGGGAGUAGAGACUCCGGUAUUAAGCGGUGGGACCUUAAAAGCGGAGAACUCAAGCAGUCCCUCAACAACGCCCACAAAGGAUGGGUUUCCGGAAUGGCUAUUUCCGGUGAUGUGUUGCUUUCUAGUUGUCGUGGUGGCAUUAUACGUUUAUGGAAUGUCAAAACCUGUGAAAGUUUAGCUGAAUUGAAGACUGAUUUAAUGAUCAAUGACAUUGUUGCAUCUGGUCAGCGUGUUUUCACUGCAUCAAGUGAUGGCAAAGUGCGGAUGUGGCGAUUCACCAACGCCCUCAAGCGGCAAUGCUCACUCGAUAGUAGCUGACAAACGGCCGAUUUGCGGCGAACAAACUCGACGAAUGACGCUGAAUUUAGUGGAGGUAGCCCCAAGUUACGAAGCUCCCUAAAACGAUUGUCAUCGUCAACUCUGGGUCUAGCUGGACCAUCGUCAUCAUCAUCACCAACAUCGUCGUAUACUACAAACAGCAGUACCUUUUUGGAUCUGGCAAAGAGAAGACUUCGCAGCGCAACAAAUAGCCCUGUUCGUGUGGGACCUGGCACAUUUCUACCCAAUUUGACAAAAGCCAAUACUCGAACCCCAGCCCCAAGUGGACGUAAUUCACCAUCACAAUCGCCAUCGGCAAUUGUUAGUUUUGUUCGAAAAAACGCUCGUAGUCGUUCGGAUUUAUCACACGCACCAUUACGUUUGCGCGGAAGUCUUCCAAAUCGAGUUAAUUCGCCAGUAUCGUCUUAUCGAUCGCCUCGUCCAGCUCACAAUAUGCUAUCAACUUCAUCAAAUAAUUUGCUGACAUUUGGCAAUAGAUUAUGAUUCAUUUAUGUGUGUAUAUUGUUUUAUUUUGUUUAUGGUAUGGUCUUGUUGCGUCUAAGUUAAGUUUUAUUUUAGUUUGUUUGUAAUCAUCAUAUCAUUCCAUUUAUUAACAAUUCACAAAUUAUUUUUAAGACACUCAUAUAAAUUUUAUAUAACUAAACAAUGAACAAACAUAACAAUAAGCUUUUAAAAAUUUUUUAUAAGCACAUGUAACUUAUUAUUAAGCUUUGUCUAGAAUAAUAAGAAAUUUAAUAAUUUUUAAUAUUUAAUAAGUUUUUUUUGUAAGCACAUCUCAAAUCAUAUUUUGUGGAAUAUUUUUGAGUUACAAAUGAAUGAAUUGUUGAAAAUAUGAUUGAAAAUUUUGUAAGCAG